This is a messenger RNA of Gallus gallus (chicken), 7259 nucleotides long. It is a transcript of the gene PDCD10, whose product is annotated as programmed cell death 10. Gene Ontology annotation, biological process: positive regulation of MAP kinase activity; regulation of Golgi organization. The record is from RefSeq and is a predicted model, not a curated record. Gene Ontology annotation, cellular component: Golgi apparatus; FAR/SIP/STRIPAK complex. Gene Ontology annotation, molecular function: protein kinase binding. The transcript has 8 exons. Bases 5996 to 6634 code for a protein of 212 amino acids. Lineage: Eukaryota; Metazoa; Chordata; Aves; Galliformes; Phasianidae.
GGACAACGCCUGGUGUGUGGUAACACGGCGGACGCUUCUUCCUCGUAGGGCUUCCGGUGCGGCGGAGAAGCCCCCUCGGAGCUCUGUGGGUUUUGCGGGGUGGAGGGGAGCUGAGGUAAGGUGGUGAGUUGAGCUGCUUCGUCUUCUUCUUUUGGCCAGACUCUGCAGAGGGAUAAGCCCCUGUAGAGGGAGAGAGUGUGAGAGAGAGAGAGGGUGGGGGUCACUGGUACGUUUGCGUCGGGCCUGGCUUUCCCUUUAGGGCUGCGCUACGUUAGAAGCGUGAAACUUUCAGGUUUGGGGCCUGGGUGAGGGGCGAAGAAGCGUCAACCGUAUGCGAGUGUAGUGUGGGCCUUAUCCUUGGCCUUCCCCUUCCUUUUCUGGGAGCGGCCCAUCAAGCAGGGUGACCUGAGCUAAGGGCUCGUCCUUGUCCCUGUCCUUCCCGCUUGGGGCCCUCCUGGUAAAGCAGGGUACCAACCCCUGCCUGCAGUCCCGCAGCCGUUCGUGGGAGCGUAGGCCCGCGGUGUAUUUUUAGCCCGGCCUUGUACUGCUGAGCGGUGCUGUUAGGGGCAGGCCCGGCUCGCACCAGGUGGGGCCUUCCGCCGGCCCUGGAGCCUGGGGGAGGAGAGAAAGUGCCUGCAUCGUGCUCCCUGUGAGGACUGGGCUUUGGGCAGGUGCUGUUAAAUGCUUCAGUGUGCUAUGAUGUGAUUAAUGAGUGGUGAGUGUGUGGUCUUCCUGGGGCUUGCCCAAGUAGGGGGCACAGGUAUGCUGCUGAAGCCUUGGGGCAGGUGGCUGUGCUCUUUUUAUCAAAGGAACCGAUUGCUGAGUGCUGGUUGUUUACCCAUUGGAAUGUGUUAUUGUGUUUGGAGAUGUUUCUGUUUGUGGCUUAGCUGUCGGUGGUUGAUAGGGCAAUAACAACAGAAUAGUUUUACUUUCAAAUUCCCAAGGAGAAGAAAAACAGCUUGCGAGAGAAACAGGGUUGUGUUGUGUUAUUCUAUAUUGUAUUGGACAAGAGAAGGCUUAGGGAGGCAUCUUUUUGGCCCUCUAGUAUUUAGAAAGAGCAUAUUAACAGGAGAGAAAUCAACUUUGUAUGUGGAUCAGUAGUGAUAGGAAAAAAAAAAAAAAACUUUGGUUAGAUGUUAGGGAGAAAUUCUUGGCUUAGAACGUUGAGGCCCAGGCACUGCUGCUUACAGUUGUGGGUGCCCUAUCCCUGUAGGUGCCCGAGGCCAUGGAUGGGCACUGGACAGCCUGAGCUGGUGGGGGCAGCCAGCCCAUGGCAGGGGUUAGGACUGGGUGGGUUUGAAGGUCCCUUCCAACCCAAGCCAUUCUGUGAAAAACAAAUUAUUUACUGGUCUAGCAAAUGAAAUUAGGGCCUGGUCCAGGCAGCUGCUGUUUCUCAUGUGAUAGGCAGACACAAAAACAAAGUAUUUAUAUUAGGGUGUACUAAAUAACUUCUAUUCUGAACUUCAGACUGUGAGUUUAUUGUAAGCCUGCUUUCAGAACAGGUUUUAAUUAUUUUGAAAUAACUGUCUAAAUAUAGGCAUCUUGGAUUUGUUGUGAGUUUGUGCAACUGGAAUUAAUCACACAAAUUGCCCUCACAAAAAUAAAAUGCAUAAGUAGUUAUGCUUUGUCAGAGUGAACUCAUCUGGAAGUAGCUGUGGUAGAUGUGCAUGCAGGUGUUUGAGGAGUGCAUGUUUGCUCUACUAAGAGGCAUUUGAAGAUGCUUAUUAAACUUCAGUGCUAUUUUCUGAUAAUAUUCCUUCUGCAAUCUCUUUAGUGAAGCUGCUGAAUGUAAGAGUUAGCAGAAUAAAGAACCUGUACAGUAGGCUGCCUGUUUGUUUCUUGUUGUCUUCACUGGUUUUAGAAUAGACAUUAUCAUUGCAGCUGCUCUUGAUACCAAUUUCAGUGAAUUCAACCAUUUGGUCAACAAGUCACCCUGGCUCUAGAAAGAGAAGUAGCUCAGUAUAUGAUGCACAGAGGCUUUAAGCUUUGUACUAUACAGUCAAAAUUAUAUAAGGGGAGUGAUUAUGAUCUAUAAUUGAAAAUACUGUGCAGGUAAUGUCUCUCCUGACAGGAAAAGCUUGUGCUUUUUUUUUUUUUUUUCAGUUUAUUAAAAACAACCAUUAAUAAGGGAAACUUGAAGGUACCAAGCUAUGCACAGGGUAGGUACAUUGUUAGAACAGCUUAUUGGCCAUGCACAUUGGCUUUACAAAUAAAGGCCAAGAUCUUUGCCUCUGAAUUUGGGACAGUCAUCAAGUUAAGUGUUUGUUUUUACCCCAUUCAUUCUUACUAAGCUUAAAUAGGUUUUUCUAAUAACUCAGAUCUUGGUGGAUUUUCUCUUAACACAAUCUUCUUGUAGUGAGGAUUCAAGAAGUGGAGCAGAACUUCUUGGUAGCGGGGAUAAUGUUGUUCUAGUAGGAGCAGAGCUGUAAGUUCUGUUUCUGUCCUAAAAGCCAGCCAUUGAAUUAAUCAUGCAGGUAGAUCAGUGCCUCAGGCCUUCUUCCUCUUAGUACUUGGCUUAGAAAGAAAGAGUGUGCUCAAAAAGAAAUAACACGAAUGUUUAGCUGCUUUAAGAUUUUCUACAUCUGAGGUAAAUGGAGCCUUGAGAAUGGAGCAGAGACAACACCAGAGGUGUAGGUAGAUGACAUAGGUGAGGAGUGAAAUUCUGCCAGCUGGUUUCCAUUGUUUUCCAAGUUUUUACAAGUUGCAAGCACAAGACUUUUGCCUUCUCUUUAAAUGCUCUUUCAAAAGGUAGUAUGAAACAAAAUCCUUUCUUUCACAGUUAAAUUACUUGUUUUCAUGCUGACCAGUGAGCAGAUGUGGAUUUGAGAAAACUUCUGUCCUUGCUGGUUGUUUUCUUGCUAGGUAGCUCUGUACUACUUUUAUUUGAUUUUUGGUGCCUGUCAAAAAAAAUCAUAGAUGAGAAAAGCAAGCUUAUAUCUUGGACACUGAUAACAGUAGCUGUACAUUUUAGGGAAAAAGUGUAGUUUUUUGCUUUUUAUCCUUUUUGCUUUACAGGAAGUUUAUCUGAAUAUAGGGUGUUGUGUGGUUUUUUUUUUUUCCCUGACAGUUCAGCUGAAUGAUUGAAAACCUCAUAGGGUGGAUAUGGAGGAAUAGGUCUAUAACAGAAUUCAUUGAAAUUCAUCUAAAAUGUGCCAGUUCUGUGACUGCAGAAUAGUUGAGAUAGUCUUUUGGUGCUGAAACAUUAAAGGUUAUAACGUAAGAUUUAUGUUGACAGUGGAAGUAGAUUCUAUAUUAGUUAUUCUCUGGUAAUAGAGCUUGAUGCAUUUGGCUUAAUGCUAAGCAGACAGGACUAUAUUAGCUGGCAUCUUAGCGUUGUUUUCAAAUUUAAAUUCUCUUUACACUUGCUAUAUCCAUCUUGUUCCUUCUCUCUGAUUGAUUUCAUCUGAUAGGGCUGAGGCGUGACUUGUAAUUACACAUGCUGGUGAACAGGCUACAUUUGAGUCUGUGGGAUUGCUGUGUAAAGAAAAAAGUCUUAUAUGCAGAUGAAAUUUAGCAGUCUUGUCUUUUCCCAUAACUCAUACAGUAUAUCCUAAAUUCUCCUUGUCUUCUCUCUCAGACCAAUUAACAGAUUGGCCAGUUGAGUAACACCCUUUUUGCAUUUAACAGCAAUUUGCCAGGAUUUUCCAUGCCACAUGACAUUGUGCUGUUACAAUGGAUGACCUAUUCGUAGGAUCUUAUUCCAGCUUUUCUGAAUGUCAAAAAAGCCCCACACAACAGCAGCAUUUUUGAGGGCUGCUGGACUAUCUAAUAAUACACCUAAAUAAUGGAGUUAAUUACUAUUUUGAUGGGGAUUUGGUCUAAGUUGUAUUUGAGACUUCUUUCCAAUGUUGCCACCAAAAGUAUUUGUUCUUGCCUGUUUUUUUGUGUGCACGUGUAUUUAAAAGCCUGUCUUGUCUGCAGUCUCAAACAAUACCUCUUGUCUUCAGUCCCUUGAGUCCUCUGUGAUAAUGUGAAUCCAGGGUUGAUUUACUUUGUUUGAGGAAUGUCAGUGCCGGCUAAAUAGGUAAUAGAUAGUGGAUAAUUGUUUCUAUAUGGGGUGUUUAACGGUACCGUAGAUUAGUAACAGUACCUUAUAGCUCCUCAGAAAAUGAGUCUUUCAUGGUAGUCCACAAUGCAAUGGGUUUUCAUUGCCAUAAAAAUUUAUCAUUUCAGUUAAUAUUUGAUUUUCUUCCUGGAUGCUGCUAACCCAUAAAAACAUAGUUACUAUACCUAAUGGUUGCUUUGUCCUUUUUUGCCCUUCUGCUUGUGAUCAAAAAUCUCUUGGGUAAUGUUCAGUGGUGUUCAGUUACCUGUUUUGAAAAGCUUACUUUGUUGACAGCACAAUACUUUAGAUAAACACUUGCAAGCAAUCUAUGAAUGCUGUCUUCAGUGAUGCUCCUUUGUGCACUGUCUUGCUUGGGUAUUUAUUUUACUGAGCUUCCAGGAGCACUGGAUUAAAGAGUAAAGCAAACGGCUAUCCAUCCACCCCGCCUGUGACAUGCCAGAGCUCUUGGUGCUGGCAGUAUGCAUGUGUAAGAAAUGGGACAGCUUGUACUUGCACUGGUGGGGAAACUUGUUCAGACGAGUCCCCCCCCCCCCCCCCCCCCCCACCUUCAUGGGAGUAGAUUUGGCAUUAAUUUGUGUAACUCGGAAAUAAAUUGUUUAAAGAUGUUCCCAUCUGGGGGAAACUAUGAAUAUUCACUUGCGUUCUUCCAUGUUGUUGAUAACUGUAAAAUAGCUGCUGGUAGGUGGUAAACAGAAAAAUAAGCAAGUCUUGAUCUGUAAUACCAUUCAUGCCAACAUAGCUGUACAGGUACCUUUAUAAGGAUCCAGUAAGGCUUCUUUGUGGCUACAGGGGUCUGCUUAUGUGUGUUGCACUGAAGGUUUGAAACAGUAAGAGAAAAAUAGGAGGUUUUGCAGUAGAUAAUCCAUGUCACAAUUUGUAUGAGGAACUGUCACUUGUUACUAUAUUUACAUUUAAUUUCUUCUUAAUGUGCUUUCCCAACUGUUGCCUAUUUCUGUAAUGUGACCUGCUCCUGAGUUUUAUCACACUGGGGUGUAUUCAUACUGCCCAGUCACAUGGACAUGUGAGGCAUGCAUGGUAUUUGUAGCCAUCAGUGUUCCUUAUGUGCUUACUUGAAUCAAUAACAAAUCUCACUUCUAUGUACUUGCCCUGGGCAAAAAGAUGAAAUGUUUUGCUAUUUAAAUAGUUGUGCGGGAGACUUCUAGCCAGCGAGAGCAAAGUGGGGGGUAUAGCUUGAGGUCUUAGUGUGUUUUGACCCAUUCAGACUAUUGCUAAGUGACUUGGUUAUUGCUGUAGUUUUUACUGUUGCUUAAAAAUGUCACCCUAUUCACUUGCUAAAACAUCAGUAAAAUCUGCUACUUGAGCAUACAAAUGUUGGAUGUCUGAAGGUUCUUGGGAGAGGAAAAAUCUACAGCACAUUAAGUAUGGAGAAAAUCAAAGAAAAUAAAAACAUUUGCAUUGUUAUUCCUAAUUUGGACAUGAGGUCCUUAAACUCAAUUAUGUUACGUAAAAUAUUCCAGAAGUCUUAAAUUGUUGAACACAAAAUACAGCAGUCUGCUACAGAGAUUUCUUAUGAACCAUGGGGCAGCCGUCUUCCUUUUUUCCCCUCUUAAUUUCUGUGUCUGAGCAAUGAUCAUGCUAUCUUGGGCAUGAUGAGCUGGACUGGGUGGAGAACUUCCAAAACCAAGGUUCAGUUACUGGAACAAUAAUUUUCCAUUCAGUUAGCAUAGCUGUUGACACACCCUGAGUGGAAAGAUGACUUAAGACUUCUGCUUAUAUAAAAAUAAAGAUAGUGUAUUCACAAUUUUUGUAUUGUGUAUCAAGUGAAAUCACUUCGAGGGAAAUGAAUUAUGACAACGUAUUUCUCAAGUUCUUCAAAUAUUCUUGCACAACGAGGAGAAAGAAGAAACGUUUCAGUGAAUGAGGAGUCUUUUGCUUCUAUAGCAUUUUUCUUCAGAAGUGGGUCUUUGAAUGAGGAUGACAAUGGAAGAGAUGAAGAAUGAAGCAGAGACCACUUCUAUGGUUUCCAUGCCACUCUAUGCUGUUAUGUACCCUGUCUUUAACGAGCUAGAAAGAGUAAAUCUGUCUGCAGCUCAGACACUGAGAGCAGCUUUUAUUAAGGCUGAAAAAGAAAAUCCAGGCCUCACACAGGAUAUUAUUAUGAAAAUUCUGGAGAAAAAAAGUGUGGAUGUGAACUUUACAGAGUCUCUUCUACGUAUGGCAGCGGAUGAUGUAGAAGAAUAUAUGAUUGAAAGACCAGAACCAGAAUUCCAAGAUCUGAAUGAAAAGGCGCGAGCACUUAAACAGAUUCUUAGUAAGAUUCCAGAUGAGAUCAAUGACAGGGUGAGGUUUCUUCAGACAAUCAAGGAUAUCGCCAGUGCAAUAAAGGAACUUCUUGACACAGUAAAUAAUGUCUUCAAGAAAUACCAAUACCAGAACCGGAGGGCACUUGAGCACCAAAAGAAAGAGUUUGUAAAAUACUCCAAAAGUUUCAGCGAUACUCUGAAAACCUAUUUUAAAGAUGGAAAGGCAAUAAAUGUGUUCAUUAGUGCCAACCGACUAAUUCAUCAAACCAACUUGAUACUCCAGACCUUCAAAACUGUGGCCUGAAAACUGUAUAUGUUGAGAGUUGUACUUUUCAAUGGUGGAUAGGGUACCUUUAUAUGUAAAUUUUAAAGUUUUGACUGUAUAAAUUAUCAGCCUCUCUUGAGGGGCCUAAUGCAGGAUUUUGAAUGGGAUUAUUGCCAUCUUACACCAUAUUUUUGUAAAACAUUGUAGCUUAAUCAUAAUCUCACGAUGAAGAUUUUGCAUCACUUUUUGCUAUUAUCAUUCUUUUCAGAAUUAUAAGCCAAAAGAAUUUACGCCUUAAUGUGUCAUUAUGUAACAUUCCUUAUAAGAAUUGUAAAUAUUUGGUGUUCUGUUUCUGACAUUUUAACUUGAAAGCAGAAAACUGCGAGAUGAUGUAUUUAACGAUAUUGGUGGCAAAUAUUCAAUAAAUAGUUUACAUCUAUUAGACUGUUUUAUUGUAUGUGAACAGAAGAGCGUAACUCAUCUUAGAACUGCAGAGCAUUCAUUAAAUGGAAAAAUUGAAGCCAGUUGGCAGUCCAAAUUGGUACAAAAUAAGGGGCUUUCCUUAAAAGGGAGGUUUUUGGCUGUGAUAGGAUACUAGAUCAGAGUACAAGAAUAAUUCUAUUAAAAUGUCUUUGACAAAGUAAUAAAGAACCUCAGAAGUUGA